Messenger RNA from Eptesicus fuscus (big brown bat), 2177 nucleotides. It is a transcript of the gene KLHL30, whose product is annotated as kelch like family member 30. Gene Ontology annotation, molecular function: protein binding. The transcript is spliced from 7 exons. The record is from RefSeq and is a predicted model, not a curated record. Bases 29 to 1768 code for a protein of 579 amino acids. Lineage: Eukaryota; Metazoa; Chordata; Mammalia; Chiroptera; Vespertilionidae.
GGGGGCUGGCCGUGUUGGCUCCGCAGUCAUGGUUCGGAACGUGGACGACCUGGACUUCCACCUGCCCUCGCACGCCCAGGACAUGCUGGACGGGCUGCAGAGGCUGCGCUCUCAGCCCAAACUGGCCGACGUCACGCUGCUGGUGGGCGGCCGGGAACUGCCUUGCCACCGCGGCCUCCUGGCGCUCAGCAGCCCCUACUUCCACGCCAUGUUCGCAGGCGACUUUGCCGAGAGCUUCUCGGCACGUGUGGAGCUGUGGGACGUGGAGGCUGCCGUGGUGGGGCAGCUGGUGGACUUCGUGUACACGGGCCGGCUGACCAUCACCCAGGCCAACGUGGAGGCCCUGACACGCACGGCCGCGCGCCUCCACUUCCCCGCCGUGCAGAAGGUCUGCGGCCGGUACCUGCAGCAGCAGCUGGAUGCCACCAACUGCCUGGGCAUCUGUGAGUUCGGGGAGCAGCAGGGGCUGCUGGGCGUGGUGGCCAAGGCCUGGGCCUUCCUCCGGGAGAACUUCGAGGCGGUGGCGCAGGAGGACGAGUUCCUGCAGCUGUCCCAGGACCGGCUGGCCGCCUGUCUGGCCAGCGACCUGCUGCAGGUGCAGCCGGAACAGAGCCGGCUGGAGGCCCUGCUGCGCUGGGUGCGCCACGACCCCCAGGCCCGGGCCGCCCACCUGCCUGAGCUGCUCGGCUUGGUGCGCCUGGACGCCGUGCCCAGGCCCUGCGUGCAGCAGCUGCUGGCCACAGAGCCACUCAUCCUGGAGUCGGAGGCGUGUCAAGCAGCCCUGUCCCAGGGCCAUGAUGGGGCACUGCCUGCCCUGCCGCAGCAGCUGGAGGAGGUUCUGGUGGUGGUGGGCGGCCGGGCCCUGGAGGAGGCCGAGGAGGGCGCCGAGGAGCCCGCCCCCCAUCUCGAGAACUUCGCUUUCUACAACACCAAAGCCAAGAGGUGGACGCCGCUCCCCGACUUCCCCGACUUCCACAAGUGGGGCUUCUCCCUGGCUGCGCUGAACAACAGCGUCUACGUCACAGGUGGCUCUCGGGGCACCAAGACGGACACCUGGUCAACCACCCAGGCCUGGUGCUUCCCCAUGAAGGAGGCAGCCUGGAGGCCGGUGGCACCCAUGCUGAAGGCCCGCACAAACCAUGCCAGCUCGGCGCUCAACGGGGAGAUCUAUGUCAUCGGCGGCACCACCCUGGACGUGGUGGAGGUGGAGAGCUACGACCCCUACACGGACACCUGGACGCCUGUCAGCCCGGCCCUGAAGUACGUCAGUAAUUUCUCCGCGGCCGGCUGCCAGGGCCGGCUCUACCUGGUGGGCUCCAGCGCCUGCAAGUACAACGCGCUGGCCCUGCAGUGCUACAACCCCGUCACAGAAGCGUGGAGCAUGAUCGCCUCGCCCUUCCUCCCCAAGUACCUGUCCUCGCCUCGCUGUGCGGCUCUGCAGGGGGCGCUCUACCUGGUCGGCGACAACACCAAGAAGGUCUACGUGUACGACCCCGGGGCCAACCUGUGGCAGAAGGUGCAGUCCCUGCAUAGCCUGCACGAGAACGGCGCGCUGGUGCCGCUGGGCGACGCACUGUACUUGACGGGCGGCCGCUGGCAGGGCAUGGAUGGCGACUACCAUGUGGAGAUGGAGGCCUACGACCCUAGAAGGGACGCCUGGAUCCGCCACGGCGCCCUGCCCCGCCUCUGGCUCUACCACUGCGCCUCCACCGUCUUCCUGGACGUCUCCAAGUGGACCCAGCGCUUCAGCCCCGCCCAGGAGCACUGAGCGGCUCCCCAGCACACCCAGAGGCAGCCAGCUGCCCCCCAUGGGAGCGCCCCGUUUCGUUUUACUUGUUUGUUCACUCGGCGGGGGCUGGACUCAGGGCACCAGGGACAUCAGAGGGACAUGGUUUUGGUCUCCGCGGCCACCACACCAGCUCUGAGCUAACCAGCGGCUGCCUCCAGCCCACAGGGGUGUCUGAGACCUCAGAGGAAGGAGCGAGGGUCCAGGAAGCAUUGUGAGAACCCAAUGGGCUGGCCCUGGAGAGGAAGCUGUGCAAACGAGGGGUGACACAGAGUGGCCCGGGCGCUGAAGCUGCUGGGGAGGGGGGCAGCCUGGCCCCCAGCUGUGUGCCCACGGCCAGCAGCCCCCUCUCUGGGGCUCCGGCUCCAGCUCCAGGCCCACUGGCAGCUCA